Terrapene triunguis (Three-toed box turtle) is the source of this 1879-nucleotide messenger RNA. It is a transcript of the gene GIPR, whose product is annotated as gastric inhibitory polypeptide receptor. The transcript is spliced from 14 exons. Gene Ontology annotation, molecular function: gastric inhibitory peptide receptor activity; G protein-coupled peptide receptor activity; peptide hormone binding. Gene Ontology annotation, biological process: adenylate cyclase-modulating G protein-coupled receptor signaling pathway; cell surface receptor signaling pathway. The record is from RefSeq and is a predicted model, not a curated record. The coding region runs from base 1 to 1842 and encodes 613 amino acids. Gene Ontology annotation, cellular component: plasma membrane. Lineage: Eukaryota; Metazoa; Chordata; Testudines; Emydidae.
AUGACGCCAAUUAGCAGCACCCCGCCCCCGGCAUGGCUUGUUCUGCCUCCCCCGGCUGGACAGCGCCUGAGUGCCCUCAAUACGGCCCUGCUGUGCGGCUGCUCAAAAGGCCUUUGCUCGCCCGGCGUCACGGAGACCUCGGGCUCGCCGCGAUCCAGCUGGCCUGGAGCGAUCCCACCCAUCGGUGCUCGGCGUGUGGGCCACGAAUGGCUGCUCCGGCGCGUGCAGCUGGCCAGCGAAUGCCGGCAGCAGCUGGAGGUUUUCAUUGGCCGCCUGCGCCCCCUUCGUUUUCUCGUUGUCACCACGGCGUGGCUGCCUGCGAGCUCCUCGGAGAAGUCAGCCAAGGACAUGUUUGCGGCCUGGAGGCAGUACCAGCAGGAGUGUGAGCGCAGCAUGGCCGAGGAGCCAUAUCCCGCAGGCCUGAUGUGUAACCGGACUUUUGAUAUGUACGCCUGCUGGGGGGACACUCUGCCCAACACCACCGCCAUGGUGCCCUGCCCGUGGUACCUGCCCUGGCAUCACCACGUUCGUGGCGGGUUCGUGAUGCGGCUCUGCGGCCCGGCUGGCCAGUGGGUGACGGACGAGUCGGGGCUGCCCUGGAGGGACCACUCGCAGUGCGAGGAUCUCAGCACAGACCACCCCUUCCAGAUGCGGUUCCUGGAGCAGUUCCGGCUGAUGUACACCGUGGGCUACUCCCUCUCGCUGGUCUCCCUGCUGCUCGCCCUGCUGCUGCUCCUGGCUUUCAGGAAGUUGAGGUGCACCCGUAACUACAUCCACGUGAACCUCUUCCUCUCGUUCAUGCUGCGGGCCAUCUCCAUCCUCACCCGGGACGCCCUCCUCCGCGUGCGCUUCUCCAAGGACCUGCGGCACGAGGGGGACUUCUUCCAUCUCCUCGGGGACCAGGCUGCCGCCGGCUGCCGCCUGGCUCAGGUCCUGACCCAGUACUGCGUCGGCGCCAACUACUACUGGCUGCUGGUGGAAGGGCUCUACCUGCACAACCUGCUUGUGCUGAUGGCCAUCUCGGAGGAGAGCUGUUUUGUGGGCUACCUGCUUGUCGGAUGGGGAGCCCCCAUCCUGUUUGUCAUUCCCUGGGUGAUCAUCAGAUACCUCUAUGAAAACAAUCAGUGCUGGGAGAGAAAUGAUAACAUGGCCUAUUGGUGGAUUAUCCGCUGCCCCAUCCUGCUGGCCAUCCUGGUUAAUUUUGUCAUAUUCCUCCGUAUCAUUAAGAUCCUGGUCUCCAAACUCCGGGCUCACCAGAUGCGCUACACGGACUAUAAGUUCAGGCUGGCCAAGUCGACGCUGACCCUGAUCCCGCUGCUGGGCAUCCAUGAGGUGGUGUUUGCCCUGGUGACGGAGGAGCAGGCCCAGGGGACGCUGCGCUACAUCAAGCUCUUCUUUGAGCUCUUCCUCAGCUCCUUCCAGGGUCUUCUGGUGAGCAUCCUCUACUGCUUUGUCAACAAGGAGGUCCAGUCUGAGAUCCGGAGGAAGUGGCAGAGGUGCCAGCUGGGCGCGAACCUGCUGGAGAAGCCCGGCCACAGCUGCAGCCACGGGCCGUCCUGCCGCUGCCAGCAGGGCAAGGCCUCUGAGGUGGGCUGCCCCCGGCGCCCCAGCCCCCCGGGGAAGAGGGGAGCAGAGGCGGCGUCCAACUGUAGCUCGGAGAACUCCACGGGCGGCUCCCAGCUGCAGCAGCAGCAGCGCCGCCCCUACGCCAGUACCACGGGCAGCAAAUCCUACUGCUACAUCCCGGUCCAGACGCAGCCGGCGGGCAGGCUGGGGGGCAAGGAGCUGCUCCCCAGUGCCAGGGAGCCGGGGGACAAGAAGAUCUCGGAGAGCUGUUGCUAAAAUCAAACUCGGGGCCCUUCCCGCCUGCUGGACCAGG